AGAAACAUUUCCAAAUUCCUCAGGAUGGUUUUCAUGUCUCCACCAUUUAUACUCAGUCAGUUGGAAUGCCGGAAACCUCUACAGGUAGAAGGCCGAAAAGAGUUAGAGAAAGUUCAGCUGAGUGCAUUCAAGCUAGUGUUCAUUUUCCGGAGGACAGAAAUGAGAGUCAAAUGCUCAGGGAGUAUCAAGAUGAAACUGUACCAGGAAUUUACAAUAGCACUGAGCUUCACAUGCAUCCUUCUUUUUAUCGAGCUAUUCCCAUUACUGGUCUCUGCGGAGUGUUCAUGUGACUUGGGAAAUGGGGAAAAACGAAACAAAAGAGAAGCUCUGAAAUUCAAAUUAACAGCAAUAGCAUCAAUACUAGUAGCAAGUGGAAUUGGUGUUUGUAUACCAAUUCUGGGUAAAAGAAUAUCAGCAUUAAGACCAGAAAACAAUAUAUUCUUUAUGAUAAAAGCAUUUGCAGGUGGAGUUAUAUUAGCAACAGGGUUUAUACAUGUCUUACCAGACGCUUUUGAGAAUUUAACAUCACCAUGUCUGAAAGAAAAUCCAUGGGGUUUUCCAUUCAGUGGUUUUAUAGCUAUGAUAUCUGCUAUUGGUACAUUAAUGGUGGAUACAUUUGCAACUAGUUAUUAUAAGAGAUCACAUUUUAAUAAAGCUUUACCAGUUACUAUAGAUGAAGAACAAAUUGGUGAACAUGCUGGUCAUGUUCAUGUCCAUACUCAUGCUACUCAUGGUCAUGCUCAUGGUUCUGCUUUCCUUGAUUCAUCUGCUCAUGAUACUUCUGAUUCUUCUUCUUCUUCAGAACUUAUUCGUAAUCGGGUUAUCUCACAAGUAUUGGAGUUGGGCAUUGUGGUUCACUCAGUAAUUAUUGGAAUAGCUUUAGGUGCUUCUCAAAGCCCUUCUACAAUAAAACCCCUAGUUGCUGCCCUGACAUUUCAUCAGUUUUUUGAAGGCAUGGGACUUGGUGGUUGCAUCUCUCAGGCAAAGUUCAAGAGUAAAGCAGUUACUAUUAUGGCAUUGUUCUUCUCACUAACUAACCCAUUCGGUAUCGGAAUUGGUAUAGGAAUAUCCAAUGUUUACAAUGAGAAUAGCCCAACUGCUCUUAUAGUCGGAGGUGUUUUCAACUCUGCAUCGGCUGGAAUAUUAAUCUACAUGGCUCUUGUUGAUUUACUUGCAGAAGAUUUCAUGAAUCCAAGAAUGCAAACCAAUGGUAGACUUCAGUUAGGUGCUUAUAUUUCACUGCUGCUGGGAGCAGGUUGUAUGUCUCUUUUGGCUAAGUGAGCUUGAAACUGUAUCUUGUUAGCUCGAGAAAAAAAAAAAGGAAGAGGCAGACAGUUUUAUGUUUGGCAAAAGUGGGUUUGUCAUUUGUAGGUUGAGGAUAACAACAUAAGUAUGGUUCAUGUUGAUAUCAGUACUCUA
Molecule: messenger RNA, 1419 nt
Organism: Papaver somniferum (opium poppy)
Lineage: Eukaryota; Viridiplantae; Streptophyta; Magnoliopsida; Ranunculales; Papaveraceae
Product: zinc transporter 1-like
Exons: 4
Coding region: 25-1281 (418 amino acids)
Biological process (GO): zinc ion transmembrane transport
Cellular component (GO): plasma membrane
Molecular function (GO): zinc ion transmembrane transporter activity
Source: RefSeq, a predicted model, not a curated record